UUGAAAUGUUUUUAUAAUUCGCGUUAGGCCGGGGAUUUCUAUGGUGGUAAACGCAAAACAAAAGUUGGGAAAGAAAGCUCCUCUCUCCCUCUUCCCCAGUCUCUCUAUCUCUCUGCUUGUACAGCUGCCUCCUCGUUCACCUUUCACAUACAGGAGAGGAGGAGGAGACAGUGUGAGGGAGGAGAAGAGGGGGAAGUAGAUACUGCUGGUGGCGCAUUGUAGCAGAGCGCACUGGUUUGGUUCGUGGAGGAUUCUCCUCCUUCAUUUAUUCUAAUUUCUCUCCCUGGUCCGUUCGCUUCUUUCCCACGGCAACCUUACUUCGAUUGAUUGACGAAGGAACAGAAAUCGAAUCAAAGAGCUUUUUCGUUCUCCCCCUCUCGCUGCAUAUUUGUAAAUCUCCUGUUUUGGAUAGAUUAAACUCUGGCCGACCUUAAAGGAACCCUAGCGCUCCUAUCCUCGAUUCUAGACAAUCGGUUCGAUUUCGGGUCCACGAAGAGGAAGCGUAGAGGGAUUUACACGGUGAAGAUGCUCUGGAUUAUGAGGUUUUCUGGCUUCUUUUCCGCCGCAAUGGUCAUGAUCGUCCUUUCUCCUUCUCUGCAGUCCUUCCCUCCCGCGGAAGCCAUCCGGUCUACCCACCUUGACAGCUACCUCCGUUUACCGGUUCAAAUGUCGCCAUCUGAUAACAUCAGCCGGUUUUCGUUCCGAAAAGCCUCCGCAUUUCGCAAUGCCGAUGAAUGCCGCUCUGUUAUUUUGGAAAGCUCCGGCGAAACCAGCGUCUGCGAUCCCAAUUUGGUUCAUGUGGCGAUUACACUCGACGUCGAGUACCUCCGCGGCUCAAUCGCCGCUGUCCAUUCGAUUCUGCAGCAUUCGCUGUGCCCGGAGAGUAUCUUCUUCCACUUCCUAGUCUCGGAGACGAAUCUCGAAACCUUGGUGAGAUCCACUUUCCCUCACUUGAAGUUCAAGGUGUAUUACUUCGAUCCGGAGAUUGUACGGGGCCUAAUCUCGACCUCGGUGAGGCAAGCUCUCGAGCAGCCGCUGAAUUACGCGAGGAAUUACUUGGCGGAUCUGCUCGAGCCCUGCGUGCGGAGAGUGAUAUACCUGGACUCUGAUCUAGUCGUUGUUGACGACAUCUCCAAGCUAUGGACAACGAGUUUGGGUUCCAGAACAAUCGGAGCCCCGGAGUAUUGCCACGCGAAUUUCAGCAAGUAUUUCACGGCGGGGUUCUGGUCGGAACGGCGGUUUAACGGCGUUUUUUAUGGAAGGAAGCCGUGUUACUUCAACACCGGCGUGAUGGUCAUAGAUCUGGCCAAGUGGAGGCGGGUCGGGUACACGAGGAGGAUCGAGAGGUGGAUGGAGAUCCAGAAGAGCGAGCGGAUCUACGAGCUCGGGUCCCUGCCGCCGUUCCUGCUGGUAUUCGCUGGACACGUGGCGCCCAUAGAGCACCGGUGGAAUCAGCACGGCUUAGGUGGCGACAACGUGAGGGGCAGCUGUCGUGACCUUCACCCAGGUCCGGUUAGCCUGCUACAUUGGUCCGGUAGCGGUAAGCCCUGGCUCAGGCUCGACUCCAAGCAACCGUGCCCACUCGACGCUCUAUGGGCACCCUACGACCUGUACGGGCUCUCCCACUGAGGAAAAAAAAAAAAAAAAAAACACGAGAUGGGAUUCUCAUUUCUGGUAAAUUCCUUCCAGGACUGUUUUUUUUUUAAAAUUUUUUUUUUGUUAUAUCAUUAUUUUGUGUUUAUUUUCACCGUCACCUCUACUGCUCGGAUCUUCUUCUUCUUCUUCGAUUUUCCUUUAUUAUAAUUAUUAACUCAUUUAUCAGGGGAUUUGUAUUCGACUCUAUUCUAUUACCCCUGCCUCUGAAAAUAAAAGCAAAAAAGAAAAAAAAAUGAUAUUGAAUUUGUUAUUGUAUAAUAUCUAUAAUAGAAUCCGAUUUUAUU
Juglans regia (Persian walnut) is the source of this 1940-nucleotide messenger RNA. Its product is annotated as probable galacturonosyltransferase-like 7. The transcript has a single exon. Bases 526 to 1629 code for a protein of 367 amino acids. The record is from RefSeq and is a predicted model, not a curated record. Gene Ontology annotation, molecular function: glycosyltransferase activity. Gene Ontology annotation, cellular component: Golgi apparatus. Lineage: Eukaryota; Viridiplantae; Streptophyta; Magnoliopsida; Fagales; Juglandaceae.